AUAAUAUUAGGAAUGUUGUCCUCUUCUUCAAUCCUUAACGCAAGAAAAUAAGUUACAAUUAGAAAGCUCAACUGUCCUAACGAAGUAUUUUUUAGCUUCCAAGUCACUUCUUUCCUAAUGUUUGUUGUGGAAUAUCUACUUUGCUGAACACACAUAAAUAAUCAGCACCCACCCAGCAUUCAAUCAAGACCAAAAUCAUUAAAGCCUCGCUCUUUCCCUACGAUGUUGGUUGAAUUGCAAAUCUUACGCAUUAAGUUCCAUUAAGGAAACAUACACCGACUCUUCAUAGCUUUAGAUUGAGGCCGAAGAUGGUGAACAUGAUCAUCUGAUGCAACUGGAAGAUUCCUCACCCUUCCCUGUGUUUUCUAUUGAAAUCUUUGCUAACAUUGUUUCUCAUGAACCAACCAUUAUGCAACAGCUUUUGGUGCCACAGGGCCAGUUGAUGCAGUCCAGAACUUCCUGGUCAGCUAUAUCUAGCAAGCUUUCGCAGAUGCAUGUACCCUUUAGCCUUCAUGCAACGGUGACGCAAAAGAUCAUAGAAUGUGCACGGUCGGCAGCGAACGAGGUACAUAACAAGAACCGCAAGAACAUACCUAUUGUUGUGACUCUUUGUCCUGUAAGACUAAUGGAAGAGGAAGCACUACUUUCUGAGCACGAGGCUUCUGCAGAAUCCUUCGAUGUGCAAGUUUUCAGGCUGAGGGGUGCAAGCAAGGGAGCUAUUGAGGCAUUGGAGAAGGUUAAAGUUGAAGGAUUUACAGGACAGUGUGUUAUUUGUUUGGAAGAGAUUUUGGAUGGGAUGAAAGCUUGUGGAAUGCCUUGCUCCCAUGUGUAUCAUCACGAUUGCAUCGUCAGCUGGUUGGAGAAGAGCAACGUUUGUCCACUUUGUCGUUUCAGAUGCCUACUUGAUCUGUGAUGUACUCAAGUUGGAUCUUUGGUAUUAAUUGGAGAUGGUUCCAUUCAUACAAUUUUAAUUUUGUCUUUAACAAAGUGAUGUAGGAUGUGUAACUUGGCAAUGUUAACAGGAUUUCAGCUUACUUAUGUUUAACUAAUUUGGUUUGCUUCUCUUA
Theobroma cacao (cacao) is the source of this 1067-nucleotide messenger RNA. NCBI's taxonomy places the organism in Eukaryota, Viridiplantae, Streptophyta, Magnoliopsida, Malvales, Malvaceae. The record is from RefSeq and is a predicted model, not a curated record.